AUGAACACAAUCACAUGUUUCUGUCUAGAGUGGUCUGUUACUGGUAAUAUGACUAAUGCACGUGGUUAUCACACAGCAUCUGUAUUACCAAAUGGAAAAGUAUUGGUUACUGGUGGUUUAAGCAAUAGUUAUUUUUUAAAUAGUGCUGAAUUGUAUGACCCGUCAACAGAUAUUUGGACAACUACUAGUAACAUGACUAAUGCACGACAUAUGCACACAGUGUCUGUAUUACUAAGUGGAAAAAUCUUAGUUACUGGUGGAUCGAUUGGUAAUAAUGUUUUUAAUAGUGCUGAGCUGUAUGAUUCAUCAACAGGUAUUUGGGCAACUAUUCGUAACAUGACUAGUAGACGAUUUCGACACACAGCAUCUGUAUUAUCAAAUGGAAUAGUAUUAGUUACUGGAGGAUCCAUUAUUGGUUCUGGCACUUUAAAUAGUGCUGAGCUAAAUAUGGUUGAAUCAAAUGCUGGACACAAUUUGAAACAAGAUUUAGUUGAAAAACAUCGGAAUGUUGUCGGACAGCAGCAACCUAUUAUUAUUGUUAAUGGUAAUAAAGAUCAAAACAAAAUAUUCGAGCAAAGUUUUGCGGAAUAUAGUCGUGUUACCAAUCGACCUUUAUAUGUAUUCGAUAAUGUGGAUGAAUGUUGCGAUUUUGUAUAUGAACAAGCAUCUUCUAAUGAAGAAGCCAAAUGCAUUGUGCUAGUACAAGAUCAAUUUGCAAACGAACUUAUUCCUUCUAUUGUUCAUGCGGAACAAAUUGAAGAUAUUAUUAUUCUCAAUGAAAAUCCUCCAAGUCAACAAGAAAGAGAAUCGAUGAGAGAAUAUACUAAAGUACGUGAGUUAAUGAAAUCAUAUUUUCUCUAG
This is a messenger RNA of Adineta steineri, 861 nucleotides long. The record is from the annotation of a GenBank genome assembly. NCBI's taxonomy places the organism in Eukaryota, Metazoa, Rotifera, Eurotatoria, Adinetida, Adinetidae.